UUUGCCGAAGCCUGUGACCGAGCGGGAGCGGAGCGGAGCGGCCGUUGUUGCCGACUCUUUUCUCCUCCUCCUCCCCGCGGUCCCAGUCAGCGGGGUUCAUUUGGCCGUCGGCCCUCGAGCCGAGACUUUCUCUCUUUAGUUCUGAGGAGAACGCCUGGUCGACAUGAGUGAUGUUGAGGAGAACAACUUCGAGGGCAGAGAGUCUCGCUCUCAGUCAAAAUCUCCAACGGGAACUCCUGCUCGUGUAAAAUCGGAGAGCAGGUCUGCAUCUCGUAGUCCGUCACGGGUUUCCAAACACUCUGAAUCCCAUUCUCAGUCAAGAUCAAAAUCCAGGUCGAGAUCCAGGAGGCAUUCUCAUAGACGCUACACUCGAUCCAGAUCCCACUCUCACUCUCACAGGAGACGAUCUCGAAGUCGAUCAUAUACGCCAGAGUACCGGCGGCGAAGGAGCCGAAGUCAUUCUCCAAUGUCUAACCGCAGAAGACAUACAGGAAGCAGGGCCAAUCCAGAUCCCAACACUUGUCUUGGCGUUUUUGGCCUCAGUUUGUACACAACAGAGAGAGAUCUUCGUGAAGUAUUUUCUCGGUACGGACCGUUGAGUGGUGUCAAUGUGGUUUAUGAUCAGCGAACUGGGAGAUCACGAGGAUUUGCCUUUGUUUAUUUUGAGAGGAUAGAUGACUCAAAAGAGGCUAUGGAAAGAGCCAAUGGAAUGGAGUUGGAUGGGAGAAGAAUUCGUGUGGAUUAUUCCAUCACCAAGAGAGCGCACACACCUACACCAGGCAUCUACAUGGGCAGACCAACUCAAGACUCAUUCACACUGGCGUGUAUCUCGCCCUUUCCUGCAGCAGUGGUGGUGGCGGCGGAGGUGGUGGAGGCGGUGGAGGCGGAGGUGGUGGGAGACGCCGGGACUCUUACUAUGACAGAGGAUACGACCGUGGCUAUGACAGAUACGAAGACUAUGAUUACCGGUACAGAAGAAGAUCUCCAUCUCCUUACUACAGUCGAUACAGGUCACGGUCAAGAUCUCGUUCCUAUAGCCCAAGACGCUAUUAAUGGAAUUGUUGCAGUUAAGGACUUUUUUUGCUCAUUUUAAUUCUGGAUUUCCUCAAGCUUCUAAUCCUUCCUGGUCCAUAAAAAAUUUUAUUUAGCAUCCACACAUUGUGGUUGUGUUGCUGUUUUUCCACCCUUUUUGUUUGUACUCUUAAAGAAGUAAUUGUCAUUUUGAGUAGUUAAAUAUCUUGAGUAAAAA
Messenger RNA from Ochotona curzoniae (black-lipped pika), 1249 nucleotides. It is a transcript of the gene TRA2A, whose product is annotated as transformer 2 alpha homolog. The transcript is spliced from 8 exons. Gene Ontology annotation, molecular function: RNA binding. The coding region runs from base 164 to 1093 and encodes 309 amino acids. Gene Ontology annotation, biological process: positive regulation of mRNA splicing, via spliceosome. NCBI's taxonomy places the organism in Eukaryota, Metazoa, Chordata, Mammalia, Lagomorpha, Ochotonidae. Gene Ontology annotation, cellular component: spliceosomal complex. The record is from RefSeq and is a predicted model, not a curated record.